Cydia fagiglandana is the source of this 1551-nucleotide messenger RNA. RefSeq lists its product as uncharacterized. NCBI's taxonomy places the organism in Eukaryota, Metazoa, Arthropoda, Insecta, Lepidoptera, Tortricidae. The record is from RefSeq and is a predicted model, not a curated record. Gene Ontology annotation, biological process: regulation of transcription by RNA polymerase II. The coding region runs from base 726 to 1421 and encodes 231 amino acids. Gene Ontology annotation, molecular function: DNA binding. Gene Ontology annotation, cellular component: transcription regulator complex; nucleus. The transcript has 2 exons.
UCGGUCUCCGGGUGUGUGUAGGCAGACUUAGUCAGAAUAAUACGAGGAAAAUGGUCAAAAUUCUUUAUAAAACUAGAAAUUUUAUAGCUGUUUAACUAUUAUGUUGUGUGUUCAACUGUUCACCCGCUGUAACGUUGUAAACAACUUUAAAUAAAUGUAAACCUUAAAGUAAAGGCGUAAGGUACGGCGUAUCCCCAAUGAAGACGGUUGAAAUAACAUUGAAACGCCGGGCGAAAUAACUUGGACGUACAUUUGCAAGAAAAUGAUAAUGUUUGAUACAUUUUCAAGAAUUUUCGCGAUUUGAAUUACCGGGAGAACUAAUAAUUAAUGUUAUUUAAUAAAAUAACGGUUGAUAACGGCCUCAAAGAUACAUCAAGAGAUUUGUUAAAUACCAGAGUGAAACCAAAUGAGGAAUUCAGACGAAUACCGACCUUAUGGCAAUACCUUUAUAUACAUACCGCGUUGAUAACAAUAACGUAACUUUGUAUCGUUAAGUAACGUUAUUCCUCGCAAGUCGAAAUGAUUAAUGUCAUUCAUAAUACAAUUACCUGUUUAAUUAUGUCAAAAAUAUCCACCUGGACAGUGCUCAAAAAUAUGUUGACUGCUGAUAGAUUAACGUAUUUUCGUAACGUUAACAAAUUGUGUCGCUAACUAAUUUGUAACGUUUUGUAACACUUCAAAAAGCCUUGAAAUCGUAAGACAGGACUUAUGGACUUAAUUAGGGCAUGCUGUUGUUAAAAGCGAUGGAUUUCGACACAGAAAAGUUUAUAAACGAGAUAAGGAACCGGCCUACGAUUUGGAACUCCAAAUGCCCUGACUACGUGGAUAGGGAGCUGAAGUUGCAAGCUUGGAACGAGUUGGUUGACCAGUACGCUGGAGAUGAGGCCCUGACGAGGGAGGAGAGGAAACGAGUAUGCGUGCAUCUUCAGAAAAAAUGGAGAAACAUACGCGAUUGCUUCGUCAAAACCCACAAAGCGAGAACCAAGCCUGGCAGCGACAAGAAAAAAGUAACACAAUACGCGUUCUACGACCACCUCAUGUUCUUAGCCGACAUCGCGUCUAGCAAAGACUCAAAUAACGUUAUUAACGUUGCCGAGAUUAAAAACGAAGUUAUACAUAACGAUGAUGACGACCCACUGUCCGUUGUCCAUCGGGUAUUUAAAAAGAAAAAAAUUGAAAUACAGGUUGAUCCUUUCUCGGACGGUGAUUCGUCGUCUAAUAAGAGAGAGAGAACUCAGGAGAGAGAAAGCGAUAGCAAUACGGAAGACGAAGACCAAUUGUUUUGCUUGUCUUUGGUCAAGGAGUUUCGUAAAAUUCCGGACCAUUUGCGGAUACAAGCGAAAAUAGAUAUUUUGAAAGUUAUUAAAGACGCACAGUUUGCGGAAUGGACAGGGCAUGGGACGGAUCCUCAAUACUAUUGAAGUAAAAACCUCUACCGAUGUGCUGUCAAAAUCGUUGCAGAGUUAUCUUGGUCUAACUGGCUGGCCCAGUGUGUACAGGGACCAUUACAUAUUGAAUUCUGAGAAUCCGAAAUGCCGGUACUGUUUUUAG